This is a messenger RNA of Rubroshorea leprosula, 767 nucleotides long. The record is from the annotation of a GenBank genome assembly. Lineage: Eukaryota; Viridiplantae; Streptophyta; Magnoliopsida; Malvales; Dipterocarpaceae.
CAUUUUGCACUGAAAUUACACUACAAUUUGGAAGAGGACAGGAGAUCCAGACCCUUAACUAAAGCUUCGGGACUCCAAAGCACAGAUCUCCUACCUGCAUGCCCUUUCCUCUUCUUCUCUUUUUCUCUCAGACGCAAGAACAGAGGAGAUGAAAUUCGAAAAUCAAAAAGAAAAAAAACGCCGACCCCCCAAUGUCUCUGAUUUCUACCUAUCUAUAGGUCAAAGGAGGAAAGUAAAAACUUAAAACCCUCAAACUCUCAGUCUCCGAUCUUCCUCUUUUUCCCUCAAACCUUGAUUUGAAGGGGACAAAAUUGGCUCCCUUUGUCUCCGGUCGACAAAGCCGUCCUCCUCCCCAGAAAAAGAAAAGGACGAUGAAGGGUAGAGCUUUGUCUCUUGCUCGGCCCUGGCUGUGGCUGUGGCUGUGGCUGUGGCUGCAGCGUGGGGCCUUCUCCUCUGGUUUUUGUUCCCUCGUCGGAAUCACAGAGGGACAACCGUUGGGAUUAAAUGGUAGGCUUAAGUGGGAAAAAGAAGGACUAAGUUUGGGCCAAGUGUAGAAGUUGCAGACGGGCUUAGGCUAAUCUUGUGGGCUUUGGAACUACAAUUGGAUUUUUGUUUUAAAAGGAGUGGGUCUAGAUCUGCUACUAUUUUCAUUCUAUGUUCAUUUCUCUGGGUCCCUUUUGUAAUUUCAUUUCAUUUCUCCUCGGAUUUUCCUUUUUUUUUUUUUUUUGAUUAGAUGGUGAAUCAUAUAAUAAGAGAUAAUACUUCCC